AUGUUAUCUUUUUCUGUUUCAGCUCCUGAACUAACAAUCUCUGAUGAAUCUGGACGUCAAGUUUCUGAACGCUACUACAAAGCUGGAAGCAGCUUAGAGUUGACCUGCUUUGCAACUCAGGUGGGAAACCCGAACGAGGAGCACCCGAUCGCCUGGAAGCACGGAGAUCGCACCCUCACCGAUGGCAUCAGCUCCAACAGCUCCGCCGUCUCUGAUACGGCCACCUCAACUCUGACCAUGGCUCCACUACGCAGGGACCAUUCUGGCAACUACACUUGCUCCGUCGGCUCUUUGGCUUUCGCUACCGUCGGUGUACACGUUCUUAAUGGUAAGUUAUUGCACGAAAAUCUGCCAAAUCUUACCAUUAAUCUUAACUUUCUGAAGUAA
This is a messenger RNA of Nicrophorus vespilloides, 387 nucleotides long. RefSeq lists its product as uncharacterized. Bases 1 to 387 code for a protein of 128 amino acids. NCBI's taxonomy places the organism in Eukaryota, Metazoa, Arthropoda, Insecta, Coleoptera, Silphidae. The record is from RefSeq and is a predicted model, not a curated record. Gene Ontology annotation, cellular component: neuron projection membrane. Gene Ontology annotation, biological process: synapse organization. The transcript has 2 exons.